Molecule: messenger RNA, 603 nt
Organism: Rhodotorula toruloides NP11
Lineage: Eukaryota; Fungi; Basidiomycota; Microbotryomycetes; Sporidiobolales; Sporidiobolaceae
Exons: 2
Coding region: 1-603 (200 amino acids)
Source: RefSeq, a predicted model, not a curated record
AUGCUCCGAAUCGCACGACAAAAUCUCCCAUGGCGCAUCCUUGGCCGCGCGUCGUACUCCGCAACUCCUUCUCCUCCUCGACCUCCCGUUCGACCCGCACCUCCCGGCCCCGUCCCCGUCGACGACCUCUGCAUCCCCCUCGAGCCGACCUACUCACUCUCAGACUACCUUCCCGCCGACUCGCCUUCCCUCCCGCGCGAAACCCUCCUCAAGCUGCACAAACUCGCGGCUCUGCAGCCUCCAACGACGGAAGAAGGAUGGAAGCAGCUCGAAGCGCUCGACGAGCUCGUUGCUGUCGUGCAGGCUGUACGAGACGUCGAUACGAGUGCGCUCGGGCUCGAAGCGGGCGAGAUGGUCGAUGCGAGGGUGAGGGCGGAGCCUGAACCGGUCGACUUUGACUUGCCUCGACUGGCGAAGGACGAAGACGAGGUCGGCGGGCAAGCGCUGUUGAAGCUUGCGUCGCGGACGGAGGGAGCGUACUAUGUUGCGCCUAUGCCGGAGAAUGUACGGACCAAGAAGCGCAACUCGACGAGCGAGGUUCUCGACGAGGACGAGCGCCGGACCUACGAAGCCCCGCGAAACAGCCGCGAAUCGCCGUGGUAG